UUCGGCACAGAUGACCUGCAGAAAUCACAGGAAUUUCAAGUAGCUAGAAAGAUAAUGAUGCAGUUAAGAAGAAACAGCAUAUUAGAAAAAGCCGUGAAAGAAAAAGAUUUACCGGCAAUAAAGCAAUUUUUCAAAGAAGAUAUGAAGAAUCCUACGCAAGAGAUUAUCAAUAUCAUUGAUGAUGCGAUGAACUACUGCUAUGAAGAAGUUACAAAUCAUCAAGAUUUGUAUGACCUUGCUAAACCUGACAUGCGGCAAUUCUUAUUGGACAAAGAAAAGACUAAGCAAUGCAUGCUGGAUGCACUUUUAACUAAUCCUGAGAUUUUGCCGCUGACGUGGGGAGGUGAAGUAGCUUUAGCUUCAGGUAGAUUGCAUUGCUCAUUAGUUGUUAUACAUAUUAUAGUGCCACCACCAUUGCAGAAAGAUAAGAGUAACGAAUUCUUAUCUCCAUGGAAUCGCUUGGUGGAAAAGGUCGUAGAUCCUCAAAAGGUGUAG
Messenger RNA from Strongylus vulgaris, 495 nucleotides. The record is from the annotation of a GenBank genome assembly. NCBI's taxonomy places the organism in Eukaryota, Metazoa, Nematoda, Chromadorea, Rhabditida, Strongylidae.